Molecule: messenger RNA, 4698 nt
Organism: Galleria mellonella (greater wax moth)
Lineage: Eukaryota; Metazoa; Arthropoda; Insecta; Lepidoptera; Pyralidae
Exons: 7
Coding region: 104-4624 (1506 amino acids)
Biological process (GO): transcription initiation at RNA polymerase III promoter; 5S class rRNA transcription by RNA polymerase III
Cellular component (GO): transcription factor TFIIIC complex
Molecular function (GO): DNA binding
Source: RefSeq, a predicted model, not a curated record
GUUUAGUUUUAAUCAAAAAUAUUAAAUAAAGUUCUCAAAUGAAUCCCAUCGUGUUCAUUACUAUAUUCUUUGAAUAAUUAAUACUAUAUGUACUAAUUGAAACAUGGAUUUAAACUCACAAAAACAAUUUACGUUUAAUUUUAAAGAUAUAAUAAUUGACGAAAUUGCUUUGGAAGGGCUUGAAGGCAUCACCUUAGAUUUAUUAUGGAGACGAAUAGAGAAACGUACUUCUUCACAAAUUACCGACAAAAUGAAAAUUCGUUUUUGGAAUUAUAUUAUUGAUUCCAAAAAUAUAAACCUCUAUCAACUCCCCGAUGCGAUGCCUCGUAUACAAAUAAUCGACAGAUUUACAAUUGUCGAUGAGCAAAGUGGCCAUUUGAAAGAUCCUGAUGAUUAUAUUGAUGGCCCAUAUGAAUAUCAUCCAGUAGAGAAUGAGUAUGGAUCUUGUGUCAAUUAUAAAAAACGGAAAUUACUUGACAAAGAAACUAUUAAAGAAUUACCAUAUCCAAAAGUUGAAUCUAAAUAUAAUGACUUUUUAGUUUUAGUUGCUUCUCUUGAAGAAAGGUGGCAUGCAUUAGCACCUCAUUUACCUAUCAGCUAUUUAGCACAGUUGUCCCCUGUACAUUAUUGUAUUCUAGAAUUGACUGGAAAAUCAAGACAUAAUGGUCAAAUGACAGUCGGCAAAACAAACCUAACAAAAAUAGUUAAAGAUCCCAAACACUUGUUUUAUAACAGAAAACUUUUACAAGACUUAGAUUUAAUUCGGGUUGUUUUUUUAACACAAAUGUUGGCUGGUAGAGGUGUCAAGAGUUUAAUUGUCAGAUUGAAAAGAUUUUAUAAGAGUGUUAUCUUAUCCAUGCCUAAAGUAGGCAGGAUUCAUGAUCUAUUGUGUUAUUUGAAAGAACAACCCAACUACAGUGAGAGAACUGAUGAGAUUAUAAAGAAAGGUUUUAUAUCGCAACAAAUGAACAGGAGGCUCCAGAAGACAAUUAAUGUAUUUAAUUUUGGAGAAAAGCUUGUGGAUGAAAACCCAACAACUACAGGUAAUAAAAGGAAGCGUCCCGUAACUAGACGUUAUAUUUCCUUGUCAUCAAAGAGUGAUGAGUCUUCAAACUCAGAUGAAGAGCCCACUGAAGUACCACCCAAAUUUCAAUACAAAGUUGGAGUAAAUCUUCUACGACAGGCUUAUGAGAGAUUUCUUGAUGCUGGACUCCAAGGUUUAACACAAGUGGAACUUGCAUACAUGUUGGGUAUUGAAUUCUACACUGCAAGAACUAUUUGUAAGGUAUAUAGGGCAAAGGGAAUUCUUAGAGAAUGUUUGGUGGAUAAAGGGCGGCAAAGAACAGCAAGAUUUAUUGCUGUGGCUACCACUGGACAAACAGAUGUUAAAUAUGCAGAAGAAAAGAAAAAGCUUCUUGAAUAUUUAGACAUGAGUAAAAGUUUACAAAAUUCAAACACACCAUCUGUUUCUGGUGAAAACACUGUUAAUAUUAAAACUGAAAAAGAUGGCAGUAAUAUAAACUCUGAUGGUGCAGAAAAUGAUAUUAUGGAAGUGACUGCUUUUGAUGGUAAUGAAAACGGAGACAGAAAAUCACUACUGAAUUCAAAAAAGACAUUAACUUUGAGACAAUUAAAAUUUGCAAAUGGUUUACUGAAAAUUGUCAGAGAAAAACUUUUUAUAUCUGGCUAUCAAACAUUAAGUAAUAUAGUAGCUAAUGAAAUUGGAGAAGCGCCAAUGGACACAAAAGCACUGAAGUCGUUUCUUCUAAAAUUGGCAACAGAUGGUCAAAUAAAGAUCUUAAGACUUAAGUGGCCUACACCUCAACCAAAAUAUUCCAUUCUAAUAUGUGCACCACAUAUAAAGGCUACAGAUCCUAUUAUCAAAGCUAAACACAAAGAUAUAUGUAUGAGAGCAUAUUUAAGCAAAGAGACGAAAGUGAAAGAAGCAAUAUCCUCCAGCAUCAAAAAACCAGUUUCGAAAUUUUCCCUUCCUAGAUAUGUCAAAAUACAAAAGCUUCAUGAAUUUGUUGCAAAAUUAGCAUAUUUUAAUGAUACCAAAGUUUUAAGUGAUCUUCCUUUUGGUUUUGGAUGUCUACAUGACCUUAUUCUGGAAAUGACAGUGGAUUUUGCAAUUGGAAAUCUUAGUAAUUUUGGUAACUUAAAUGUGUCUAAUUUAAUUGUAAAUGAAGAAACACUUUAUUUGAAAUUAAAAGAUGCUCCACCGAAACUAUAUAAGGAAUUAUUACAAUCAAAAAGCUUACAAAACUCUUUAAAAUCAAACCUGAAAACAUUAGCUGUACUUGGUUUAAUUCAACUCAUUGCCCAACCAUCUGGGGCCGAUUCUACAAGUUUUAUCCCUGGUUAUAUGUACUAUGUGAAUCGCCAUGCCAAAAUAAUAGACACAACUGGUGUAUGGCCUAGAAAAAAUAUAGAUAUCACAGAUUUAGAAAGAUCUUUUUAUUUUGAAACUUUGGAGGAUGUCAGUAAUUUUUGGACAGCUGUGUUCCAAAUCAGCACUAAAACAGUUAUAGAAUUACCUUCAAGAGAACAAAAUAAAAAAAUAAUUCCUCCAGUAAGAACACAAAAAGAAGCAUCGCAAUUACUAGCUGGUGAAAGAAGUGGUGAUGGCAUGGGACCUUGUGGAUAUGAUUCCAGCUUCUUUAUGGAUAUACCACGAUUAUGGCACAAAAGUGUAAAUGUAAAAAUUGACCCAAAAAUAAAUAAGAUAUUGACCAAAAGAGCAAAGUUCCCCGUAAUAGAAAAACCUGUAACAAAAAUGAGAAAGAAAAUAUUUAAACCCACAAAAGUUGUUACAGAAGAAGUGACUUCUCCUGUUAAAAUUAGGAAGAGAAAACGAACUAAUGACUCAUUGAUAACAUGGACAAAUGAAGAAGAUAUGAUAAUUAUGAUGUGUAAAACUGCUAUAACAAUUAUGAGUCCCACUUCACAACCUGGUUGCCUUAGGGUCAGAAAUCUUGUUGCUAAAGAUAUAUUGUCACUUAAAGAUCCAAAAAAAACUCAAAGUAUCUGCCAUAGACGAGCAACCGUUUUGGAUAGUAAUCCUGUAUUGGUGUAUGAAAGGGAACGCCUACUAAGUGAACUGCGGCGCCGACGAAAUUUAUUAGAAAAAUAUGAGGGUUUUUUAAGAAAGCUUAGAAUUCGUUACCCAACUAAUAUAGGAAAAUAUACAAGUGAAAGUAGAUUGCCCAUGUUAGAAUUAGUAUACAUAAUUAAUCAAGUUAGAAAUAGCAAAACAUUUACCCACCCAAAGCCUUGCGUCGCAUUUAACUUAGAGGACUUCUAUAAAAACUAUACUAUUGUCCCAAGUUCAGCGAACAAACCAUACAACACAUACAAAUCAAAACACGAAUCAGAGUUAGAACUUCCUACCAUAAAAGAAACUAUUAUGUUUACAGUACUAUCGUGUAAUCAAGAAGUCCACAUUUCAGUUGCAAAAAAAAUAUUUAUAAUGUUCAAAAUGUAUCCAGAAGUUUUGCUUCGUAAAGCGGUAGAUCAACUGCGUAAAUGUGGAGCUAUAACUCCAAAGGAGAAAAUUUUCAAUAACAAAUUGCACAAGAUCAAUUUGCAAGAUUUAGUUGAUUCGUCUUACAAAACAUCGGCAGCUUAUCAACGUAGAUGGAUAUGCAGAUUGAAUUCGGAAUUCCCUGAUGAUAUUGCAAAAGUGUUGGAAUGUGAUUUAUCUGAGAAAGAAAUAAAUGGGUUGCCUGGUAUUAACUGUGUAUGUUGUGAGCUUAACACAUGUGGUUUGUUAGACAUUGUAACUGUAACUCCUCCAGUAUAUACUGGCCCGUCAGACUCCACAAUAUCAGAGGAGCAUUUGAGUGUAAUCGAUAUAGAAACUAAAUACAAACUGAAAUCUGGAAAACUUAAGCUAAUAAACCUAAGCAGCUUACAAACAUUUUCAGAAUUAUAUAAAUCACUCAACAUUGAAGAAUCAUUGAAUUCAUUCUCAAGGAAAGCAAUAAUUAAAUAUACUGAUGAUAACGUAGUGGACUUCGAAGAUAAAAUAAUAAGCCAUUUAAAUAUAAAAUGUGAAAAGGGAGCUACAUUUAACGAAUUAAAGAAAAUCACUGGUUAUAACAAAAAGACACUAAUUGAUCGGUUAACUGAACUAGAGAAAAUGAAUACAAUAAAAAGAGUGGGUUACUAUGAUAACUGUGUUAUACUUUUACAAUUCUGCAAGCCUUGGACCGUGAUUUUAGACAAACAAACCAUCAUUCCAUCACCAUGGCUUACUUUAGAAUUGAGUAUCAAACUAGAUGUCCUCUUAAAAUGGUGUGGUGUAAUUCUAAAUAAAAUAUUCGAAUGUCCCGGCUGUUCUAUAAUGUAUUUGUCGGAAACUUUCGAAUUAAUUACAGCUAAAAGCAUCCAGGAUAUUUGUGAAUUUUUAAGAGACUGCAAAUGUCUUUCAAUGAAAGUAAUGGAAAACCAUGAACCUGAUUUAUUCUCAGACGAUGAAAUAGAAUUUGAACUACAAGAUUACAAUCCAUACGAGUCUCCUGAAAAUAUUAUAGUUUUCCCAGAAAAGGAUGCUAUUAGCAAGUAUUCGUAUAUAAGGAAAAAUAUAAUCAAUGAUUAUCACAAGGAAAAGGUCAAUACUUAAGAAUAUAGGAAUAUUUAAAAAUUUGUAUUUAAAUUACAUACGCCUUAUGUAAAUAAAGAUUGUUUUGUUGUAAA